ACUCUGGUUGCUGAAUGGAGAAUGGAUUAUAUUGGGGAGAGGUAGGAAGCUACUUGGGAGUGCAAGUGAAGAAUUGACCGGGUAUGUUAGGCAAGAAAUGAUAGCAGCUUGAACUAGGGUGGUGGUGGUCUGAUUCCAGAUGUACUUUGGAGGCAGAGUUAGUAGGAUUUGUUCUUGGAGUGGGGAUGGGCACAAGGGAGAGUACUGAAAGAUAACUUCUAGGUUUUUGGUUUGAGCAACUGGGUGAAUGAUUGUGACAUCUGAGUAAACAGUAACAUUUUGCUGAGAGGGGAAGACCUGCGGGGAGAACAGGUGGUUUUUUGACAGGGGCAGUGAAACAAAUGUUCUGUUUGGAAUGUGUUCAGCCUGAGGUGCCUAUUAGACAUCCAAAUUGAAAUAACCAGUAGCCACUUGAAUAUGUGAGUCUGAAGAUCAGACAGGGCAGAGUCACAGAAAAUUUGAAGGCGUGGCAGAGCUGAAUUGUAAAGCCAUGGAGCUGGAUGAGAUCUCUUAGGGAGAUAAGGGAGAGGGAUAAGGGCUAAACCGUUGACAUACUCCAACCUAUAUAGGUGAACAGUGGCUUUGGAUCCGGCAAAGAGGUCUGAGGACGAACCACUGAGAUAGGGCAAAAAGUGCUGAGUCAUGGAAGCAAACAGAAGAAAGUAUAUCAAAGAAGGAAUGGUCCAUCUUCUAUAAGUUGGAUAUGAUAAGGAUAGUAUUUGAGACUGUGGAAAUCACAGUUGACCUGGAUAAGUACAGUUUUAGUGGGGAGGUCACCAGCUCUCCACUGAAUGAUCUCUAAUUAGCAAAGUCUAAUCAGAUGGAUUGAAGAAAAGAUGGGAUGUGAGGGAUAAAGAUACGUUUUUUGAGAAGUUUUGUUGGGCAGGUAAUAAUUUAAGAAUGGGAGGGGGACAAAAAUGUGAAGAUGAAAUGAUGUGUAAGUGAAAUCUUUAUGUAAACUGCAAAUGCUCUGCAGGUGUUAGGCUUAUUUUGUUAUUUAGUAUUCAAACUUCUAGGAAUUUCAAUGCAGCUCAGUGUGAAGAAUCACUAAAAAGCGACAACUAGUCCUCAACUUGAGGACCAUUAAGGGUCAAAGCCGUCAAGCCAAUGAAGAGCCGAGAAAUGAAGAGACGGUUUGAGAAGACGUAGGGGAUGGGGGAACGGAAAGAGGACUUGCGGAACUAAUAUUGUCCUUCCAAGGACACCGUAGGGCGGAUCUCGCAGCUACUGCCUUGUUUUAGGGGCGGAGCCGGCAGGAAAUUUAAACUGAAACCGCGGCCGAGGACGCCAAGAGAAUGAUGUUUUAGCUCCCCUGGGGUAACCGGGACUGCAGAGUAGGGAAGAGCUCAUGGAGCGCGCGAACGUAAUACGGAGGCCUCUGAUGAAGGAGUACGGAGGCCGAAAAGGAGCCGGCAUUUGAUGAGCGAACCGAUAAAGGGAGACGAUUGCCUCGAGCUGGAGAGUUCCAUGGCUGAUAGUAGGCCCCGGGCCCCGGACCUAGGGGCUCAGCUAGGGGUUUCCAGGUAUCUGGGAAAAUGCCAGAAGAACUCACCAGGUGCUGGGAAGCAUCCCUUUUCCGGAAAGUCCUUUUACUUGGAUCUGCCUGCUGGCAAGAAUCUCCAGUUUUUGACAGGGGCCAUUCAGCAACUGGGUGGGGUAAUUGAGGGUUUUCUGAGCAAAGAAGUAAGUUACAUCGUGUCCAGCCGCAGAGAAGCAAAAGCAGAGAGCAGUAGGACAAACCAAAGAGGCUGCCCUAGCCCUAACCCCAGUGAGGUCAGAGUGGAAACAUCGGCCAUGGUUGAUCCAAAAGGCAGCCACCCCAGGCCUUCACAAAAACCCGUUGACUCGGUGCCUCUAAGCAGAGGGAAGGAGCUGCUGCAGAAGGCCAUCAGAAACCAGGGGAGCAUCAGUGGAGGAGGCAGUGGGGGCAGCAGCAGCCUCCUGACCAAUGCCCGCUCUUGGGGAGUGAGGAUUCUGCACGUGGAUGAAAUGAUGAUGCACAUGCAGCAGCUGUCUCUUGCCUCUUUAUGUGUGAAAAAACAAGAGCCAAAGAAGCCAGAGGGAACAUGUCCAGCAGCAGAGUCAAGAACACGGAAAGUAGCCAGACUGAAGGCACCAUUCCUCAAAAUCGAAGAUGAAAGCAGGAAGUUUCGUCCUUUCCAUCAUCAGUUUAAAUCCUUUCCUGAAAUUUCUUUUCUUGGACCCAAAGAUGCAAGUCCCUUUGAAGCCCUGACGACCCUGGGCAGCAGGCACCAUACCAGAGAAUCCAAGGCUGGAGAGCCAAGCCUGCGAUCAGCUGCCCACACCAUGCCCAGGAGGAAGAAAGGCUACUGUGAGUGCUGCCAAGAGGCCUUCGAGGAGCUCCAUGUGCAUCUUCAGAGUGCCCAGCACCAGGGCUUUGCCCUAGAAGCCCAUCCAUAUGCAGAAGUGGACAGGAUCAUUGCCCAGCUCAGCCACAGCUUUGUAGACAUCCCUUUCCAGGCCGGCCUCCCCAGGUGGUCAGGUUCCCCAGCUUCUGACUGUGACCCUCUCUGUCCUAAGACUCUGCAUCCCCACCAGCCCUCCCAUCCCAGGGCAGCAUCUCCCAGGAUAAGGAAGGAAGACGGCUGCCAGGUGUCAGGUGUCCCAAAGCAGGAUGGGACAGUGAACAGCACGCAGGCACCAGCUGAACGUGCAGGGACUGGUGAGGUACCUGAACCUAUAGCAAGCUGCCAGGACCUGAGGGGGUUAGUUGAUGUGUUUAUGGACACCCCAGAGACACCGAUGUCUAGGAACCCUGCUUGCCAACGCCUGCUGCCUAGCUCUGGUUUUAUGGAACUCGCCUCUGGCCCAGACCUGGCACUUGUUGGCCACAAGCGCAAGGUUCAGUUCCCCAGUGGCAAUGCUGAGAAGAGAGUGGGGGCCUCUUGGCCACAGGCUUCAUUUUUUGUCCCAAUAGCACCUAACCCCUGUGGCACCAGGACAACCGGUGGCAAGCAUCUUCCCUGUCUUCCCCUUCCAGGCCAUGAGUCCAGGCUCCUCACCUCCCUCCAGCCCUUGUGCCACUCACAGACCUGCCUCUCUCUCCCAGACCCCUUCCCCUGGCAGCCCACAGACAGACCAGGAGAGUUCUGGGCCACACAGCCCCACUGGCUGGGGGAAGGAUGGCCCCCAGGGCCUGAGGAUUCUGAGUGUGCAACCCCUAGCCCUGUAUCCCAGGAGGCUGGCCAGCUCCCCAGCUGCCCCACAGCUCCAGGCCGGCCAUCAGCCCCCCUGCACUCAGCUACCAGUGUGCAGCCCUCAGGAGCACCUGCAGAGAGCAGGUCUACCUCCUUCCUGCAGCCCCUGCCAGCCAGUGCAGGAGCCAGCUGUUCCUGAUGCCUCUGGGCCCCCAGCCUCUCCAGGUGCCCUGUCGCCCUGUCUCCCAGCCCUGGUCCCAACCCCAGCCCCAGCCCCGGCCCCAUGCCGGCAGAGAGCUGCUCCUAUGAGUCCCCAAGGUGCUUGGCUCUUCACGGAGCCAGGCAGCUCCAGAUUGAAGGGCCACAGAUACAAUUUAUUCCCCUGCUGCGUGCUGCACACCCGGCCAGGGCUGACCAGGACGCAGGAGGGGCAGAGCCCCAGGACUUCCCCAAAAGAGCCAGAAGGGGGCCCAGGCCUGGCCUUUGAAGUCCAGCAAGCAGCUGUCACGCUCAGCUCCAUGGAGCCAACAGAGCCAGCCCUCCCACUGGCCAGGUCUUUGGGAGAGAAUCUGGACUAGGGGCUGCCCUCUCCUACCCCCACCUCCUGCCAUAUUCCUGACCAGGCAGAGUCCACAGUGGGCUUGCCCAGCUGAGACUGGCCACCCACGCCAGGAGACAGAGGCAAAGUUGGCAUGGGGAGGGACCACAAAGGAGCUGGGGCAGCAGGAGUCCUGGCCUGGCUUCCUGGCCCUCCGCAGGCCCUUGCCUCUCUGCAGAGCCGAGGGUUAGCUGUUGGUGUGCUCCACCCCCAAGCCCGACCUCCUUUCCCACGAGCAUGUGGCCGCUCCUGCUUUCCGAAAUGCCUGUGUUUAUCCCCUCCCCCAGCCCCCCACGCUCCCGCACACAGAUCCUCAGGAACAUAUGAAGCAGAGGAGGGGCUCGAGCUGCGCCACUCACAGAGCUCCCUCCCCCAGGCACUUAGUUGGGGCCCAGCACUGACCUUUCCCCUGAGCCCAGGAUGUGGCCAGAGCCCCCUCUGGGACCCCUCUUGGCCCUUCUCUGCCUUCUCAGCUUGAGCUGCCUGCCUGGAGUUCGGCUGUUCCGGGGCCAGUGUGUCACCUGCCAACUUCCACAUCACCCUCCUCCCUCAGUCCCUCCUCUCCUUCCCCAAGGACCUCCCCCCAUUUCUGGCAGCCAAGCCAUUAAUCUGGAGACAGAAAUGGGUUUGCUAUCGAUUCUCUGGCCACUUUUUCUUUCAUUAUAAUUUGUACUGUGGUUCUUCUCACCCUUCUCUGUGUCCGUGGGUUUGUCUCUUUAAAUGUUGAAGCUCCCGGAAGCCUGGUGCUAUUCUGUAUCUCCUUUCAAAGGAAGAAGAGGGGACCCAGCUGUGGGUGAGGACUCAAGUUAUUAGUUUGGAAAUAGAGCAACUUUGUGUACAGCCCACCUUAGAGGUCAUGUUACCCCCUUCCUGUUAAAUUUUACAAUUAAUUUUGGUUCAGGAAAUGUAAAUAAAUUUGUUAAUAACAAAUAGCAAA
Molecule: messenger RNA, 4693 nt
Organism: Chlorocebus sabaeus (green monkey)
Lineage: Eukaryota; Metazoa; Chordata; Mammalia; Primates; Cercopithecidae
Source: RefSeq, a predicted model, not a curated record